Messenger RNA from Drosophila miranda, 477 nucleotides. RefSeq lists its product as uncharacterized. The record is from RefSeq and is a predicted model, not a curated record. The transcript has a single exon. NCBI's taxonomy places the organism in Eukaryota, Metazoa, Arthropoda, Insecta, Diptera, Drosophilidae. The coding region runs from base 37 to 477 and encodes 146 amino acids.
CAUUGGGGUCGAAUUAAACGUAAUCAGGUAGUCGACAUGAAAACACGCUUAACGCUGCCAUUGAGUGCUCUGGCGCUGCUCGGCCUGGCCAUCACCUGCUCCUGGGGCCAGGAAAAAUUGGAACCAAGGCCGCCCACGCGGGGCCGGUACAUUCCCGAGCUGCACGGAGCCACGGGCUGGUAUAUGCCGGACGACAGCGGAAAGUACCGGCAUGAGCACAAUCCCUACGAUGGCGGGUACGGGGACCGGGGACAGCCGUCCUCCGCCGAUCUGCGCAGCAUCUUCCGAAAGGCCGAGGAGCAGCUGGCCGCCAGUGUACAGGAGGCCAACGAGAACUUCGCCCUGGGUCCCCGCGAUCAUCUGCGCUUCAUUAUCGACUUCAACUACAACGGCACGGGCUGGCAGAUCAUCCAGUUCGAAUGGGUGCGGGAUGGCGACGAGACCCAUCCGGAUAUGAAACGAGGGGGAACGUUGUGA